AUGGCUUCGUUUGGACACGCGGUGCCGGCGGCUGCCCCGAGGCCCGGUCCGUAUGGAGCAGCGUACGGGGCCCCCGUGGCGGUCAGCGCCCCUGCCGCCCCAGCAGGCACCUUUGCGCCCGGCACCAAGAUCCAAUGCGGCUCCCACCGAGUUGUCAUCCAAAAGUAUCUUUCCGAAGGCGGCUUCGCACAUGUCUAUCUGGUCAAGCUGCCGGCGGCGGUCAAUGGCACCGACCUGGCCGUGCUGAAGAGGGUCGCCGUGCCGGACAAGGAGGCCCUCCGCGGCAUGCGCACCGAGGUCGAGACCAUGAAGCGCCUCAAGGGCCACAAGGCCAUCGUCACCUACAUCGAUUCGCAUGCCUCUGAGAUGCGUGGCACUGGCGGCUACGAGGUCUUUCUCCUGAUGGAAUACUGCAAUGGCGGCGGUCUUAUCGACUUCAUGAACACCCGCUUGCAGCACCGUCUGACCGAGCCCGAAAUCCUCAACAUCUUCUCGGACGUUGCUGAAGGUGUUGCUUGCAUGCAUUACCUUAAGCCGCCACUGCUGCACCGCGACCUGAAGGUUGAGAACGUGCUCAUCAACAUGGUAGGCAGUGUCAGGAAGUUCAAGCUAUGCGACUUUGGCUCGGCCGCCCCGCCUCGCCCAGCCCCGACCACCGUUACAGAGUGCCGCCUUGUGGACGAAGACAUCCAAAAGCAUACGACGAUGCAGUACAGGAGUCCUGAAAUGGUCGACGUAUACCGCAAACAACCCAUCGACGAGAAAUCAGACAUCUGGGCGCUGGGCGUCCUACUCUACAAGCUGUGCUAUUAUACCACACCGUUCGAAGAAGGAGGGACCUUGGCGAUUCUGAAUGCCAGCUACAAGUUCCAUACCUACCCUGUUUUCUCUGACCGGUUGAAGAAGCUCAUCGCCUGGAUGCUACAGGAGAACCAACAAGCCCGACCAAAUAUCUAUCAGAUCUACACGGGGACGCAUGUCGACACGAGGAAACGCGAACACUCACUGAGUCAGGCUAGGUCUCCCCCAGUCGUUGGCGCUGUAUUUGCGGCCCCGGUAGUCCAACAACAGGUUAUUCCCGAAGUCGAGCGGAUGCGACGAGGAAGGCUCCCUGCCCCGUCUCAACCAGUAUCCCAACCGACAACGCCCAGUCCCGGGCCCGGGAAAGUCACGAAUGGUGACCCAUUUGCUGCACUUGAUACCAAGCUCCCACUCAAGAAUGCCGAUGAGCUAUCGAAUAAGUUUCCGACGCUGGAUCAGUUUUCUCUUCUACAUGAUAAGGGGACCAAGUUUGACUUCGACAGUGGUGUCCCUCAACCCCCACAGCAACAAAAGGACAUUUCGCAAAGGGUAGCCGAAAGACUAGCGGACGAGGUGUUCAAGGUCAAACCGUCACCGUCUUCGACUCCUGGGCCGAUGAGCCAACGUGUAUCGCUUGAUCUGAACAAGGGAAAUCCGUACGCGGCUGCUAUGGAGUCUCAGCGCAUAUCACCAUCCGUCAACCCGGCUUCCACACUUCCGAGGCAAGGCGAGCCAAGCCGUGCUUCAACCAUGAUCUCAAAUAUACCCGAACUCAAAGCGAUCUCUUCGCCGAAUGCGCAAAGUCCGUUCCAGACUCCUCCAGCAACUAGGCCUAAGAUGGUUUCAACUGGAACCAUGACCGAAUCACCGCCGCCGGUAUAUCGUUUCCCACCAGCAGAGCAUCACCGGGCGGCUAGUGUCCCCCGGCAGCAAGAGACUGGUCCCACGUCAUACACACGCGCUGUCACAACGGUGUUAUUAUCCCCUGGAGCCGCCGGAUCGCCAAACGCUCCGUUGCAAGGGCAAAUGCACACUGCGCAAGCGCAUCACCCCAGGUCCUCGAGACCGUCACUUGAAGGUGGCCGCCCAAGCUUCGAUGCCUUUGACUUGCCGACAAGAUCCAAAGAGCCGGAGAGCAGUUCAUCCCGGUCACGACCUGCCAGUAUCUAUCUUGAAUCAGACCUGACCUACUUGCGUGAAAAAGAGGCGGCUGCAAAACCACUGCACUCGCCGAGCCUUUCCGCGUCCAGAUUCUCAUUGGACAAGGGUCCCCCUUCGCCAAAGCUGGAGGAGGAGCGCAACAUUCGGUCCAGCGUCGAAUUUCUGCGCUCAAUGGAGGAUUCCGAUACUAAGAAGAAAGACAAGGGUACCAAGCAUCAUUCUAAGCGCUCAAGCUUGAGCUCCCUUAGUGCCGGUACCAAGAACCUCUUUGCUGGAAAAUUCGGAGAUGCAUUCAAGAGAUUUGAAGGUGGCACAAAUAACAGCGGACCUCCGAGGUCGCCAUCUCCUCUGAAGGAUGUUGAUGCAGAAGUCGACCGUUUCAAUAAGUUGACACCAAUUGCGGGAUCCGAGGUAAAUGACGACAGGAGCGAUGAUGGCCGGCGAUUUGAAGACGAUCACAUAGACGAGAUGACUCCCGAAAUGCGUCGGGAGGAAGAAGCACGCAUGUUGGCAGCAGAAGAAGCUCGUGUCGCUGCUGCGCAGGCCGAGUAUCGUGCUCGCGUUGCACAGCGUACCGGUACGGGUUCAGCAACGGGCCCGACACCGCUGCCCAAGAGCAUUGGCGGUGUCCCUCGCGCUGUGUCUAUUCAGAACAAGGUCCAGAGUCUCCUGGAUGAGAGCAGCCGUUCGGCGCCAGUGUCAAGGACAGCUCACGGCUAUGGCCACUAUACCGAUGCCGAUGCCGGUGGGCCUCGUGGCUCGACUGACAGUCUUGGAGAUUCGCGGCCCGCGGUUGCAAAGAAGCCCAUUGCCAUUACCGGACAGCCCGUGUCCGGAUCUUUACCGCGACCCCCGACCUCAUCCGGCAUGUCCAGUAUGGAGCAAACUAUGACUGGUCGCGCCUCCAUAACCGUGACGGGGGGGAAACCGGCCGCACCUCCGAAACCCACGCGACUUACCGCAAACUUAACAGCCGGCGGUGGAGCUGGCUCGCCGCCCAGACAGUCCUACAGCACCAGCACGAUAAGCCUGCACAGACAGCUGGGGCCCGGGACCCCCUCGAGCUCAUUAAUAGACAGUGAUAGAAGCGACAGUAUCGGAGCGAGAGCGGGGGGAGACUACAGCAGAACAAGCAGAGAAGCGCUGGUCGCCGUCGAGGGUUUGCCCGGGCAAGAUUCCCCCAUGCUACUGCAGAUGUCGGCGUCCGAGAAGGAUGAUUAUAUCAAGGACUUUCAAAAGCGGUUUCCUAGCCUUACGAGUAUAGAGAUGGUCGAGACAGAUGUGGGAGCUAGGUCUGGAACCAGGGGUGAUGGUGAAUGAGAUGUUGCCCGCUGAGGAUCGCCGGUGCCGCUGAUGAAGGAAAGAAAGGAUAAUGUCGUGCGACAAUUACACAAGGUCAUGAAGCGUCGUUGAAUGCGCUGCUGUUUGCCUGUUCUUGUUGAUGUUGUGACACUUUACAAGUUAGAGAAGGAGUGAUGAUGUAACGCGCUUUUCCGCAAGACAGUUAUGCCCUUUGUUGAACAGGCAUGCGCGCACACACAUGCUAUCUAUAGGCACAACUAUAUCUAUCGAU
Neurospora tetrasperma FGSC 2508 is the source of this 3535-nucleotide messenger RNA. RefSeq lists its product as uncharacterized. Gene Ontology annotation, biological process: actin cortical patch assembly; peptidyl-threonine phosphorylation; actin filament organization. NCBI's taxonomy places the organism in Eukaryota, Fungi, Ascomycota, Sordariomycetes, Sordariales, Sordariaceae. Bases 1 to 3282 code for a protein of 1093 amino acids. The transcript is spliced from 3 exons. Gene Ontology annotation, molecular function: ATP binding; protein serine/threonine kinase activity. Gene Ontology annotation, cellular component: cytoplasm. The record is from RefSeq and is a predicted model, not a curated record.